GGUGAUUGAAUUUCCGUUUGACAAAAACAAAAACAAAAACAAAAACAAAAACAAAAGCAAAAGGAAAGAAGAAGAGGAAACGGUGAUUCGUAGGGGAGAGAUAGAGAGAGAAACGAACAUCUUCGAAGAGGACAGGUGAUUCGUCUCUCGAUCGAAUUUUCAAGACUCCAUUCAGCAGCACCUCCAUCUAUCACUGCCAGUCUAAUCACCGUUUUCGCAGACCCAUCUUGAAUGUACGACCAUCGAUUCAGGUUUGACGCUUCCGAAAUGAAAUCCGGGCUCCGGCCAAGCUGCCCAGGACCGGCCUCGGAAGAGGAGAGAUUAAUGCUCAAGGGUGGAAGGAGCUUUAUUUCUUCCCCGCCGGCAUUUUCAAAUGACGCAAAGAAGUUGCUUAUUUGCACCGGAAAUACCGUAUCUGUCUUCAGCACGUCAACCGGCUUACAGAUCACGGAGUUGGAAGGUCACACAGAGCUCGUAUCAUCGAUCGUAAUCGCUCCAGCUUCCACCCCUGCUAGUAAAAUCUUGUGCUAUUGUUGGACAGGCUCGCUCGAUGGCACCAUUAGGCAUUGGGACUUUUCAGUUCCAGAAUUGAUGAAGAAGAUUGACAUUCGCUUUCCAAUUUACUCCAUGGUAAUUCCAAGUUUAUUCAUACAAUCAAUGGAGACUCAGGAAAAAACACAUGACCUUUUUGCAUAUGUGUCUACCGCAGAGGCAAAUCAACAAGAUAAGCAGCCUAAUGCUUUACAUGGAAAAAUUCGGAAGUGUAACUUAACCAAGUCUCGUUUAGCUGGUGGAGUUACUUUGGCAGAGACUCCAAAACCUGAAUUUAUAUCCAUCUGUUCCUCUGGAAAUUACUUUGGCAUCCAAGACAAGUGCAAGAUUCAUAUAUGGAAGGUCCCAGCAAAAGAUUCUGAACGUCAUGACAUUAAGAAGAUAAGGUUGCAUCAUACUAAAAAGUUGACUACUCUUGCUUUUCAUCCAACGAAGAGAAUUGUAGCGGCUGGUGAUGUAACUGGUAGGAUCUUAAUUUGGAGGGGUUUUGGUAAUAGAGCAUUCUUGUUAAGUGACAAACUAAUAAAGGAGGCAUUGACGAGCAAUGAUGAUGAAAGGCCUGGGGUAAGGGGGGAUGAUGAUGCCGAUUCCUGCACCACAUGGCAUUGGCAUUCUGCCGAAGUGAAGCUUCUCCUUUUCUCUUCUGAUGGAGCUUAUCUUUAUUCAGGUGGAAAGGAAGGAGUUCUUGUGGUCUGGCAAUUAGACACAGGGAAGAAGAAAUUUCUUCCACGGAUUGGAUCCGCACUCCAGUUUUUUACCAUUUCUUUUGAUCCUUCACUUUCUUCUGUAUCUUGUGCAGAUAACCAAAUUCAUCUCCUGAAGAUGCCUUCAAUGGAAAUUUUGAAGUCCAUUGCUGGGAUCAAGCUUCCUUGUUCAGUCCCAGAGAUAAAAGGCUCAUGCAGUGGAUUUGCCUUUGAUUACACUUCUGGAUUAGUUGCUGUAUGUGCAGAGAACUACUGCAUUCAAUUGUACAGCUUGUUUGAUGACCGCGAAAUUUCUCAGGUUCAAAUCUGUGAAAGAAACCAUCAACCGGGUGAUGAACUAACGGUGAUGGUGACUUUAGUAGCCCUCUCACUAGAUGGCUGUGUAAUGGGUACCGUGGAAACUAGGUUACCAGAAGAAGGCAUAGGAGGUCUUGUCAGUCUUAAGUUUUGGACACGUGGACAGCAGAACAAAGACUUCAGCUUGUCCACCGUCGUAUAUGAGCCACACCGGGAGUCUGACAUUUCAGCUAUUGCUUUUCAUCCUACCAGUCGUAUGGCUGUUAGCAGCUCCUAUGGUGGUGACUUCAAGGUUUGGAUUCGCAAUCAUGAGAUUAGGCAGAAAGAUCAAAUGCUGCAGAAAACUGGGUGGACAUGCCAUGCUGUUGGUUCAUACAAGAAAAAGCCCUUGACAGCGGCUGCGUUUUCUGCUGAUGGGUCUGUUCUAGCUGUUGCUGCAGAAACUGUUAUUACAUUGUGGGAUCCCGAAAAGAACGUUCUCGUGGCUGUUAUUGGAGAUAGCCUAGAGCCAAUCGAGAGCCUGUCAUUUCUCGGGAAGUCAGAACAUCUUGUGUCUACAAGUCGAGGUUCAAACCCACAAGUCUCUGUUUGGAGUAUGUCAAAGCUUUCUGUUUCUUGGUCAUAUAAGCUCCAAGCAGAAGCUGUAACGUGCUCAUUGGAUGAUUCUUCCUUUGCUGUUCUUGCACGUCUCCCAGAGUCAUCUAAACUUACAGAGUCUAAUGAAACCACGUUACAAAGUAAAGAUGGGGCAAUAUUGUUAUUCAAUGUUGGAGACCCAGUUCCUGUGGCUACCUGGUUUGUAGAGAAGUCUAGGGGAGGGGGCCUUUCUUUUCUUCACACAAAUCAAGCUUCCUCAGAUGAUAAGAUUUCCGAUGAAAAUUCAGCCUCUGUCUUGCUUGCAUACCUAAAUGGUGAUCAUGAAUACGUUGUCUUCAACCCCUAUGGCGAACAGGAGGGAGGCGUUGCUCACAGGCGCAGUAUAGUUGGAUUGGAAGAGACUGGACAAAUUGGGUAUUCUUCAAUUUAUGGUGAGCUAUCAGAGUUUGAAUUGAAGAGAAAUCAGACUCAACCAGGCCCAUUGGUACCAUCUGAGAGGCCCUGGGAGACCAUAUUCAGUGGACCAUCUCAUAGCCUUCCUCCUCUUACCAAAUUAUGUUCCUCAUUUUUGGAAUCUCUGCUAGAGAAGAGAACUGUUGUCGUGGAGUAAUUGGGUCCCGGGCUAGGGGUGUUUGGGAACCUACUUUUUGACUUUUCAUUUUCAGCUUUUUGAUUUUUUGGCUUUUUAGAUUAUGGCCAGAAUGUAUUUUUAGUAUGGUAGGAGUGUUUGGGAGAUUUGUGCAAAAUGUAUUUUGAAAUGUAGUAGUGUUUGGUAGAUGAUUGUCGAAAAUGAAUUAUGGGUUGAAUUUUUACCA
Messenger RNA from Rhododendron vialii, 2965 nucleotides. RefSeq lists its product as uncharacterized. The record is from RefSeq and is a predicted model, not a curated record. Lineage: Eukaryota; Viridiplantae; Streptophyta; Magnoliopsida; Ericales; Ericaceae. The transcript has 17 exons. Bases 232 to 2760 code for a protein of 842 amino acids. Gene Ontology annotation, molecular function: protein binding.